This is a messenger RNA of Corythoichthys intestinalis (scribbled pipefish), 2591 nucleotides long. RefSeq names its product poly(A) binding protein, cytoplasmic 4 (inducible form) (gene pabpc4). Bases 382 to 2262 code for a protein of 626 amino acids. Gene Ontology annotation, molecular function: poly(A) binding; mRNA 3'-UTR binding; poly(U) RNA binding. NCBI's taxonomy places the organism in Eukaryota, Metazoa, Chordata, Actinopteri, Syngnathiformes, Syngnathidae. Gene Ontology annotation, cellular component: nucleus; ribonucleoprotein complex; cytosol. The record is from RefSeq and is a predicted model, not a curated record. The transcript is spliced from 15 exons.
CCUCCACGCUCCGCUCACGGUGUAUAAAGUACCCACGUUGCCCACAUGCAGUCUCUUUCCACGGCCACAAAACCACCGUGAGUGCGUAACUCACCUUUCUCGAAAAACUUUUAAAAAUACAUAAAAAAAUAUAAAAUUAUAAAACCAUAAAAAGAAACGAAGUGUUAAAGUUAAGAAAAUAUACGACCAAAAAAAUUGCAAAAAUUUCCACAAAAAAAAAAAAAAAAGACCUCAGGUCUUUAAAAAGAAAAAGACUUAUUUUUCCUGGCUGAAUUUUUUUGGAGGGGAAGCGGCUCCCGAUUGAACGCGCACAUUUUGGAUCGGAAUUGCGCCUCAAAGCAACAUUUUGAAAGGAAGUUCACUUGAUUAGAAACUCGAGAUAUGAACACAGGGACAGGGAGUUAUCCGAUGGCUUCUCUCUACGUUGGCGACCUGCACCCCGACAUCACGGAGGCGAUGUUGUAUGAGAAAUUCAGCCCAGCCGGACCGGUGCUGUCCAUUCGGGUCUGCCGAGACAUGAUCACUCGGCGAUCCUUAGGCUACGCUUAUGUCAACUUCUCCCAGCCCGCUGAUGCUGAGCGAGCCUUGGACACCAUGAACUUUGAUGUGGUGAAAGGAAAACCAAUCAGAAUCAUGUGGUCCCAAAGAGAUCCCUCCCUCAGGAAAUCUGGAGUGGGCAACGUCUUUAUCAAGAACCUUGACAAGUCCAUUGAUAACAAAGCGCUGUAUGACACCUUCUCUGCCUUUGGAAACAUCUUGUCCUGCAAGGUGGUGUGUGAUGAAAAUGGCUCCAAGGGCUACGCUUUUGUUCACUUUGAGACCCAGGAUGCUGCCGACCGUGCCAUUGAGAAGAUGAACGGCAUGCUUUUGAAUGACCGCAAGGUGUUUGUAGGUCGCUUCAAGUCACGCAAGGAGCGGGAGGCUGAGCUUGGCGCCAAAGCCAAAGAGUUCACAAAUGUCUACAUUAAGAACUUUGGUGACGAUAUGGAUGAUGAGCACCUUAAGGAGCUUUUUGACAAAUAUGGCAAAACACUCAGUGUGAAGGUGAUGACAGAUCCUACUGGCAAAUCUAGAGGCUUUGGAUUUGUUAGUUAUGAGAAACAUGAAGAUGCUAACAAGGCUGUGGAGGAAAUGAACGGCACGGACCUCAACGGCAAGACUGUGUUUGUUGGACGAGCUCAGAAGAAAAUGGAGCGACAGGCAGAGCUAAAGCGCAAAUUUGAGAUGUUGAAACAAGAGAGAAUCAGCCGCUAUCAGGGUGUUAAUCUUUACAUCAAGAAUCUGGAUGACACCAUAGAUGAUGAAAAAUUGCGUAAGGAGUUUUCACCAUUCGGGUCCAUUACAAGUGCCAAGGUGAUGCUGGAGGAGGGUCGCUCCAAGGGCUUUGGCUUUGUUUGCUUCUCUUCCCCUGAGGAGGCCACCAAAGCAGUAACUGAGAUGAACGGACGCAUCGUUGGCUCCAAACCGCUCUACGUGGCUCUUGCUCAGCGCAAAGAGGAGCGUAAAGCCCAUCUCACCAAUCAGUACAUGCAACGUAUCGCUGGCAUGAGGGCCAUGCCGGCCAACGCCAUCAUUAAUCAGUUCCAACCUACCAGUGGCUAUUUUAUGCCAACCGUGCCACAGGCUCAAAAUAGAACCACAUACUACGCACCAAAUCAGAUGGCCCAAAUGCGACCAAAUCCCCGGUGGCAACAAGGUGGUAGGGGUCAAGGUGGUUUCCAGGGGAUGCCCAACUCACUGCGGCAGCCAGGUCCACGUACCAACCUAAGACACAUGUCUCCAAACAGCAACACGCAGGGCCCAAGAGGUUCUGGCCAGACCAUUGGUCCACGUCCUUCAAUGGGAGUACCAGGCCCGCGGGCCAUGCCGCCUUACAAAUAUGCCACUGGCGUGCGCAACCCUAAUCCCCAGGUUGUGCAACCUAUUGCCUUACAGCAGACUCAGCCAGCUGUGCAUGUUCAGGGUCAGGAGCCGUUGACAGCUUCCAUGCUGGCUUCUGCACCACCUCAGGAGCAGAAGCAGAUGCUGGGAGAACGUCUAUUCCCGCUUAUUCAGGCCAUGCAUGCCAACCUAGCGGGAAAGAUCACAGGCAUGCUGCUUGAAAUCGACAACUCGGAACUGCUACAUAUGCUGGAAUCUCAUGAAUCAUUGCGUUCAAAGGUGGAAGAAGCUGUUGCAGUACUUCAGGCCCACCAGGCAAAGAAAGAUGCCACGCAGAAAGUAGGCAGCAUGACCAAUACCGGUGCUGCUACCACAUCCUGAAUGGAGCCUGAUUGCUUGGACGGAGAAACACUACAUUGAAACCAGACAAGUUUAGAACAAUUCUGAUGAAGAGCUACAAAUAAGGGGAAAAUUAAAUGUAAUUUUAAAACAUCCUUGAGUAAUUCAGAAGAAAGUGACAGAUAAUUCAUUUUAAAAAUCAAAUCAUCUGCACACUAAACAUUAUGAAUUCAUGAAGGUUUCAUAAAACAAUUUCCAAAUGACCCUUGUAAUUUUCUUUUGCUGGAAAGUGUUCUAUUGGAUUUGCAUCCUAUCUUGUUAUAACGGUUUUGUGGUAUUCAAAAUAAAGGGAUAAUGUAUCGUGUUAACAA